Molecule: messenger RNA, 3817 nt
Organism: Molossus molossus (Pallas's mastiff bat)
Lineage: Eukaryota; Metazoa; Chordata; Mammalia; Chiroptera; Molossidae
Gene: RAB11FIP3
Product: RAB11 family interacting protein 3
Exons: 15
Coding region: 1-2292 (763 amino acids)
Biological process (GO): endocytic recycling; regulation of cytokinesis
Cellular component (GO): endocytic vesicle; recycling endosome membrane; cleavage furrow
Molecular function (GO): calcium ion binding
Source: RefSeq, a predicted model, not a curated record
AUGAAGAUGGAGCCGGGCCUGUCGGCCUCCCCCACGGACGGCCAGAGCCCCGACCCGGAGCCGGGCGGACCCGACUGGCCGGGGGCCGCCCCUACGCCCGCCGACCCCGCCCCGCGCCCGGGGCUGGGCCCGGGAGACCCCUCUGGCUUGAGCGCGGGGCGGGCUCCGGGGGCCUCCUACCUGCCGCCGAGUCAGGCCGCCUGCCUCGACCCCCUUCUCGACCCUGAUCGGCAGCUAACAGAACUCGGCCCACUUUUUUUCUGGACUGAAGAGGCAGAGGAUUAUGGUCCCCAAAGUUGCCCGGAGAGCGCGUCUCUCGACGCGCAGGAUUUUAGCGACAGCCACCACAGGAGGGGCGAGGUCGACUUCUUUCCUUCCUUACCCUCGCCCACGGUGGGUGAGUUGACACUGGAGGUGGGUCCCGGUGACGCCCACCGGCCCACCGAUUUAAGCCAGACCCGCUCCCUCGCGAGCGAGCCCGCGGGGUGUGCGGAGGACGGACCCCGCCUCCGAGCCGUAUUCGACGCCCUGGACGGGGAUGGGGACGGCUUCGUCCGCAUGGAGGACUUCGUCCAGUUCGCCACGGUCUACGGGGCAGAGCAGGUGAAGGACUUAACAAAAUACUUGGAUCCCAGUGGGCUCGGCGUGAUCAGUUUUGAAGACUUCUACCGAGGAAUCACCGCAAUCAGAAAUGGAGAUUCUGAUGGCCAGCGAUGCAGCAUUGUACCUGCCCAGGACGAGGAGCCGCAGGCCUGCCCUGAUGAGUUUGAGGACUUCGUUACCUUUGAGGCCAAUGAGGUGACAGACAGCGCAUACAUGGGCUCCGAGAGCACCUACAGCGAGUGUGAGACCUUCACCGACGAGGACACAAGCACCCUGGUGCAUCCUGAGCUGCAACCUGAAGGGGACAUGGACAGUGCGGGCGGCUCGGCCAUGCCCUCCGAGUGCCUGGAUGCCAUGGAGGAGCCUGGCCACGGUGCUCUGCUGCUGCUCCCAGGCAGAUCCCACCUGCACAACCAGUCUGUCGUCACGGUGAUAGGUGACGAGGAGCAUUUUGAGGAUUAUGGUGAGGGCUGUGAGGCAGAACUAUCCCCAGAGACCCUCUGCAGUGGGGAGCACAGCUGCAGAGACCCUGCUUUUCUCACUCCCAGCGCCGACCCGCUUGCCGCAAAGCUACACAGCAUCCUCACUGAUGAGGCCUUUGAGUUUUACUGUAGCCAGUGCCAUAAACAAAUCAACCGCCUAGAGGAUCUUUCUGCUCGUCUGAGUGAUCUUGAAAAGAAUAGUCCAACGAAACGGCUCUCCAGCAAGAAGGUGGCAAGGCACCUGCAUCAGUCAGGGGCCCUGACCAUGGAGGCCCUGCAGGACCCCCCCCCAGACCCCGUGGAGGGCAUGGAAGAGGACAUUGCGGACAAGGUUGUCUUCUUGGAGAAGCGGGUGUCAGAGCUGGAGAAGGACACUGCUGCCAAUGGGGAGCAACACAGCCGACUGAGGCAGGAAAAUCUCCAGCUGGUGCACAGAGCUAAUGCCCUUGAGGAGCAGUUGAAGGAGCAAGAGCUGAGAGCUUGCGAGAUGGUCCUGGAAGAGACACGGAAGCAGAAGGAGGUCUUGUGCAAGAUGGAAAGAGAGAAGAGCAUUGAGAUCGAGAACCUGCAGGCCAGGCUGCAGCAACUGGAUGAGGAGAACUGUGAGCUGAGGUCCUGCACGCCCUGUCUGAAGGCCAACAUCGAACGCCUGGAGGAGGAGAAGCAGAAGCUGCUGGAUGAAAUCGAAGAGCUGUCACUGAGGCUCAGUGAUGAACAGGAAAACAGGAGGAAGCUGGGGGACAGGCUGAGUCAUGAGAGACACCAAUUCCAGAAGGAUAAGGAGGCAACCCAGGAGCUAAUUGAGGACCUGCGAAAGCAGCUGGAGCACUUACAGCUCUUCAAACUGGAGGCGGAGCAGAGGAGGGGCCGGAGCAGCAGUGUAGGCCUGCAGGAGUACAAUAGCCGCACCCGGGAGAGCGAGCUGGAGCAGGAGGUCCGCAGGCUGAAGCAGGAUAACCGUAACCUGAAGGAGCAGAAUGAUGAACUCAAUGGACAGAUCAUAAACCUGAGCAUCCAGGGCGCCAAGAACCUCUUCUCCACAUCCUUCUCUGAGUCUCUGGCUGCAGAGAUCAGCUCAGUUUCCCGCGAUGAGCUCAUGGAAGCGAUUCAAAAGCAGGAAGAGAUCAACUUCCGCCUGCAGGACUACAUUGACAGGAUCAUCGUGGCCAUCAUGGAGACUAACCCAUCCAUCCUGGAGGUCAAAUAGAAGCAGGCAAGCCCAGCCCAGGGUGAUUCUGGACUCCACCAACAUCCCAGAGAUGGCCAUGGCACACAUGGGCCAAGAAUAACAGGUCCCAUGCCCACCAAGCCCAGAGCACACAGAUGAGCUGGGGCACAUAAAGAUGGGGUGGUGGAAGAGGGGAAAGGAAAGGGAAGCCCUAGGUCUACAGCCCACAGCAAGUGCAAUUGGAAUUGGGCUUGCUCUCAGCUCUGGCCUUCCUCUGCCCUCCUCCUCUCUGCAGAGAUGUGGGGACAGUUUCUCAGGCUGAGAUAAGCCCCUCCAUGAGCUCCCUUCUGCUGUCCUGCCCUUUUAGGGGAGAAAGGAAGGAAAUGGGUUCCCACCUGUGGUGCAGCCAUCUAUGUCCACACAGGCACCCUGACCUGGUGCCAUUCAAGUCUCAGCCACUCCUGGAUAAUCUAGAGGCUCCAGGACCCUCGCACCAGAUGUGGUGGUAUGUGAAAGAAAAACAGGCAGUGAAGCCGGUGCAAGUCAGGGUCUGACCCUAUAGAAGCUGCAGGGACCCCCUCUUCCCACAAGCUUUUCUGGGGCUGUCACCCAGAGCUGCUCAGGCCAUCACCCAGCCAGAAGGGGCAUCUCAAUCCAGCUUAAGGCCCAGGGGCCUCUGGCCAUGUGUCUGUUCCCACAGUUGGACCCUAACUACAAUAACCUUUGGGAGCUCUGAUCCUCCUGCAGGAUCUGGGGCAGGGGCCUCUGCUCUGAAAUCAGACUUGAGAGUCUAUGGUGUGCAAUAUACUGUCUGAUGUGGUGGACAUUGCCAGCAUCCCCUGACUCCUGGGGUCCAGACAGGGCCGUUGUAAGGUGCUGCCUCCCCAUGGGUGUGGCCUUCCUGUCCUCCUGGAUUACCCAACUCCCUGUGCAGACCUUGGCUGCCUCGGGUGAAGUCCCACUUUAUGAGGCCAGAGUCCAUAUGUUUCUUCCCUGAAGUCAUUAGAAGUCAUCAUUCUUUCCCAGGUGCAUUCUGCAAGAGGCCGGGCAGGGCAGGCUCUCCAAGGACACAGAUCAAGGGCAGAGAACAAGGACUUCCUGGCGGAUUGGGGGUUCCUUUAAGGAAACCCUUGCCCCGCUUUAUGCUGCCACUGUCCAUCACCUGUGCUACCAGGAGCAGCAGUGUCACCCCCAUGGGGAUGUUGGGCCUGUUGCCCACGUUAGCCUGAGCACUGGCCAGGAGCCUCCAACUGCUCCCAGGUGGGCCAAGACCCAUGCACAAACUGGCUACUGUUGUAUGCAACUGAGUAUGGGAGGUGUAUGCAUGUGUGUGUGCGUGUAAGCAUGUGUGUUGCCCUGCAUCCCUCCAUCCUCCACAUGGUCCACCUUCUACACUAAGACUUAAGAUUUUGCCUCGUAUUGUAUAUUUUGGGGAAAGCCUUGGAUGUAAAUCAGUGUAAACUUGGAGGAGAGAUUUUUCUAUCUUGUAGAGUAGGUAUUUUUUAUAGAUUGAAGGUUGAUCAAUUUUUUUAAAUACUUACAAGAGAGAAAACUAUCUGUGUAU